AUUUGAAUUUUAUGUCAGCUACAGGAACAAUAACACUGAUACAUCAGACAGGAGUAAGAAGAAACAGGAAGCCAAUGACAUUCAGAGAGACAGAAACAAAUUUAAACAAAUACAAAAACAUUUUAAGAAUGUGAACAUUGAGUCCAUCAACACAUGAACAAAAGGAGUCAAUAAGCUUUAUCUGAAGCAAACUUAACUUAAACAUCAUCAUUUUACCUUUAUGAAUCGAGAAACAUCCAGAACCUUGUAAUCUCAAGUGAUUUGAUUUGUUAAAUGCUGUCAGAAUCUCUAUAAUUCAUACUUUAGUUUGUUCUAUGCAGUGUGGAUGUGUUUUAUGGUCUUGGUCUGCAGACUUCAUAGCUCAAUCAUUUGCCUGUUAGGUAGAGAACUGAGGCCUGAGAACGGGAAGUGUAAUGUUUGCUGACUUAUAUAACUGUUAAUGUAAUGCACUUGAAAGAGGAACUUAUCAUCUGACAUACAGCAUAACGUUAAACAGAGCUUGAGAUGCUCAGAGGAGACAAAGAAGAGCUGAAUGUACCUGAGAUGACGACUGAAUACAUGAGAAGAAUGAAGAUGAUGUUGACUUUCACACUGCUGAUGAUUCCUGGAGCUCUGAGCUUCAGUGUGACGGGAUAUACAGGAGGAGCAGUCACCAUCACAUGUCAAUAUGAGAAAAGAUAUAUAAGAAAUGUGAAGUAUUUUUGUAGAGGUCAGAAGCCUCGACGGUGUUCUGAUCUGAUCAAGACUGAUAUAAAAAAUAAAUGGUUUAAGAGUGAAAGAUUCUCUCUGUAUGAUAACACAACAGCAUCAGUCUUCACUGUCAACAUCACUGAUCUAAAGGAACGCUGAUUCAGACACAUACCAGUGUGCAGUUGAUCGAUCUUUAUGGAUAUCUACACUGAAGUGAAGCUUACUGUUAGAGAAGGUGAGUAAUCCAGACACAACAAACAAGUUGGAACAGAAACAAACAAUUUAAUUAUAAUGUCCAGGUUUAUUUAACUCAUACUUGAUUCAGGAUUUGUCAUGUGCAGCAGUGACGAUAAUGCAGCCUUUUUACUUAGUUUUAUCCCUCAAACUAUCACAGUUUAUUCAUCAUGUCUUAGAGCAAAGCUUUGAAGAAAACACACAUCCAUCAACACCACCACCAUCUUCAACAAUUGAAACUCCAUCUCCUACAACACUAAACACCCGGCCAUCAGCGUCUGAUUCUCCAACUGCUUCUUCUGAUAUCUUGAGCAACUCUUCUCUAAAAAUCAUCAUUCUUGUGUGUGUGGCUGUGAUUCUGAUCUUCACUGGACUUCUGUUGUUCAUUCUGCUUUACUGCAGGAGACGUUCAGCUCGAGAUGCUGUUUCAGAUGGCAAAAUGUCUCACUCAGAAGCAGAAAACUAUGAAUCGGUUACUGAAAUCACUCUUGGUUAUGAGGAGAUUAAAGCCAUCGGACAUCUGACAGGCACCAUCACAGACUGCAAUACUACACCAUUACCCACAAUCCCCUCUGAUGCCCCGAACACUGUUUAUUAUACGGUUCAAUUACCCACAAUCCCCUCUGAAACUCCCAACAUUUUUCCUGCUACUCCACAAUUUUCCACAAAUGGCUCCGAUACUUCUAAAACUGUUUAUGAUAAUGUAACAUUACCCACAAUCCUCUCUGAUGUCUAUGCUACUGUUCAAUAGCACACAGGUUUCCAGAAAUACAGAGAGAACUGUCUGGAAAAAAAUCAGAAUAGUACCACAACAAACACAUUCUGGUAAUUCUAUUUGGUCUCCUGUAGUCACGUGUUUGUGUUCGUCUGCUGUCCACUGAAUAUCUUCUGUGACAUUCACUUCACUGAGGUCACCACUAGAGGACAGCACUGAGCUUCAACAUAGUUUCCUUACUUUUGACUGCUGUUUUCUGUUCAGAUGACUUUGUCAAUGAUGUAUAUUUUUUAUGCUUUUUGGUGCACUUUAUAUUUUAGGUUUGGAAUUAACUGUGAUUUAACUUUAUAGUUUAUUAUAAAUUUUAAACACACACAAUGGUACUUUUAAUUUUGUAGAGUAUAUAAAAAGUUAAUUAGAUAAACUUCCGCUCUGUGUUUGCUCA
Triplophysa dalaica is the source of this 2084-nucleotide messenger RNA. RefSeq lists its product as uncharacterized. NCBI's taxonomy places the organism in Eukaryota, Metazoa, Chordata, Actinopteri, Cypriniformes, Nemacheilidae. Bases 1043 to 1675 code for a protein of 210 amino acids. The record is from RefSeq and is a predicted model, not a curated record. The transcript has 5 exons.